Molecule: messenger RNA, 816 nt
Organism: Alternaria arborescens
Lineage: Eukaryota; Fungi; Ascomycota; Dothideomycetes; Pleosporales; Pleosporaceae
Exons: 2
Coding region: 1-816 (271 amino acids)
Source: RefSeq, a predicted model, not a curated record
AUGCCUCCUCUAAAACGCGACGACGAUGUCACGCAAACACCCUCUGCUCCACUAUCGGAACGAGCCAUCAAUACCGACUCUAAUACCGCGGAUAGCUCCAAAUUCGAAGUUCCCAAGGCAUUCGAUACAGGAUUCUCAAAUAAUUUUACCAACUCAUGCGCAAACUUCCUCAAUCGCCUGCGUUCAAGUACGGAAUUCAACAACUGCCACCCAUUUUCCUUACUGAUACAGACAUCAAGCGGCUUUUUCGAUGCCUCGAAAUCUACGCUUCGUAUUACACAAACCCUCGAUGCGACCUGCGAAGUAGACGCAGCGCAAUGCAAACCGAUCCUGGACAAUUUUGCGAUAGAACUACUAUCAGAGACGGCAUGCAAAUCUGACUAUGAAAGCGACAAUCCCUUGGUACUGCAGGCUUACAACGGCCUCGUCGCAUACCAGCCAUCGUAUCAGGCAAGUUGUUUGCACGAUGACCAGGGAAACUAUUGUUUCGCAAAUGCCGUCAGCAACACGUCGUCACCAGGAGACUCAUACCCAUAUUACCUACCCAUUGGACAAGAACUUCCCGGUGGAUCACGGCCAACUUGCAACUCGUGCCUACAACAAGCAAUGAGCGUCUUUUCUUAUUACGGCAACAACGCUACGCAACCUCUUUCGAAAACCUACACUUCAGCCGCUCAGCAGAUCUCGAUAGCAUGCGGCUCGACCUUCGUUAAUGUCACAGCCGCCCCUCUCAAAGCUGCUGCACCGACUACGAGCGUCACAAUCACACCUACGAUAACCUUGAUCCUAAUGUUUGUACUUUAUUUCUUCCAGUGA